AUGCAAGACAUAAUCGAAGAUGUUUCUAAAUUCAAGAAGUACCCAUCCCAGGAGACAGUGUACAACAACCCAUACGAAAUAGCCAGAGGAAACAAACAGCCUAGAAGACAUUUCAAAGAAAUUGGUUUGGGAUAUGAAACACCAAAGAGUGCAAUGGUUGGCACUUAUAUAGAUAAAAAGUGUCCAUUCACAUCUGACGUAACAAUCAGAGGAAUAAUCUUCAAAGGAGAGGUGGUCAGUUUGAAACAGAUGAGAACUGCUGUUGUAGUAAAGAGAUACCUCCACUACCACCCAAAGUACAUGAGAUACGAGAGAAGAAACACAAGAUUCAAUGUACACCUGUCUCCCUGCUGGGACGGAUUAGUAGAGGUAGGAGAUAAAGUCGUUUGCGGUGAGACCAGGCCCCUAUCAAAGACAAAGCACUUUGCCGUUAUUUCAUACGAGAAAGCAGAGAAGAAGGGCGGACACAAACAGUUCACUCCAGAAGAAUAA
Messenger RNA from Nematocida minor, 492 nucleotides. Its product is annotated as small subunit ribosomal protein S11e. Bases 1 to 492 code for a protein of 163 amino acids. Gene Ontology annotation, biological process: translation. NCBI's taxonomy places the organism in Eukaryota, Fungi, Microsporidia. Gene Ontology annotation, molecular function: structural constituent of ribosome. The transcript has a single exon. The record is from RefSeq and is a predicted model, not a curated record. Gene Ontology annotation, cellular component: ribosome; cytosolic small ribosomal subunit.